Letharia lupina is the source of this 660-nucleotide messenger RNA. RefSeq lists its product as uncharacterized. The transcript has 2 exons. Lineage: Eukaryota; Fungi; Ascomycota; Lecanoromycetes; Lecanorales; Parmeliaceae. Bases 1 to 660 code for a protein of 219 amino acids. The record is from RefSeq and is a predicted model, not a curated record.
AUGGAAUCCGCCUCCCUUCCCGCCUCCGCCCCUGGCGAGAACUACGAGCCCCGCCAAACCCACCCUUCGGAAGACUAUACGCCAGACCCCUCCAAAUCCCUUCCCAUCUCCAAAGAGCGCCAAGCUCUCGUCGACGACAUUCUCGACCUCUACAGCUGCAAGCCUACCGUCCAGAAGGUCAAGCGGUAUACAUCUGAUUGCGUGUACGACGAUCAGUUCGUGUAUGCAAAUGAUCGGUACAAGAUGGCCGGGCAGUGGUUUGCUCUGCCGAAGCUGUUUAAGGAUAGCAAGACCGAGAAGUAUCAGAUUGUGAAAAAUGAGCCCGGGUUGAUUCAAUUCAGAAAUGAGCAGUCAUGGACAUUCAAAAUCAUCCCCAAAACCGCCACCAUCAACGCCCUCGUCUCCCUAUCUCUCGACCCAUCCACCAUCGACAGUGACUUUAUCCAGGUCAAGUACCACAAGGAUCAGGCCAAUGACAAGGACUACUCACACGAAGGUCUGGGGUUCAGCUUCAAGAAAUGGCAGGCAGAUCAGGUUAUGAAGCACAUGGACAGCCCUGAGGUGAAGGAGUUCGAGGCGGAUAAAGGGGCGGGCAAGGAGCACAUUAGGGAGUACGGUAGUGGCGCUGCUGAGGGCAACGCGCCUACUCAGGAGUUGUAG